This is a messenger RNA of Phasianus colchicus (ring-necked pheasant), 2484 nucleotides long. The record is from RefSeq and is a predicted model, not a curated record. Lineage: Eukaryota; Metazoa; Chordata; Aves; Galliformes; Phasianidae.
GGUAGGCCUGCUCCCCAGCACUCUCUUCCUUCCCCAGCAGUGCCAACACGGAGGAGGCAGAGCCAUGGCAUCGCUGCUGUGCAACGCCCGUGAGUGUCCCAGCAGAGGGGUGCGUGCGGCAGGGCGCUGGGUGGAGUCCGUUCCUCCUCCAUCCUGGGUCCCAGAGGCUGGAGGGAGUGAGGUCCCCCUGGCCAUGCUGCCCACUCUGCCCCCAGGCAUCCAGCUCACAGAAACACUGGAGAAGAUGCAGCAAGGGACACUGAUGCGUAAAGUCAAAUCCAAGAGCUGGAAGAAGCAGAGGUACUUCAAGCUGCAGGAUGACUGCAUGACCAUCUGGUACCAGUCCAAGAGGACGGGCAAAAUUGAGUCUGCUUUCUCCAUCAGCGAUGUGGAGACAGUGCGGGAAGGGCACCAGUCAGAGGUGUUGCAGAGCCUGGCUGAGGAGUUCCCCCCCGAGCGCUGCUUCACCAUUGUUUUCUACGGGCGUCGGGGCAAUCUGGACCUCAUCGCUGGCACAGAGGAAGAGGCGCAGUGCUGGGUCCAGGGCCUGCGCCAGCUCAUUGAAGUGGCCACCAGCAUGGACCAGAGGGAGAGAAUAGACCAAUGGAUUCGUGACUGGUUCCAGAAAGCUGACAAGAACAAGGACGGGCGCAUGAACUUCAAGGAGGUGCAGCGUCUCCUGAAGAUGAUGAAUGUAGACAUGAAUGAGGACCAUGCCCUGCGACUCUUCCAGGCUGCCGACAAGUCAGAGUCAGGGACACUGGAAGGGGAAGAGUUUGUGCUCUUCUACAAAGCCCUCACAGAGCGCAAAGAGGUGCAGAGCCUCUUCCAGGAGUUCUCUGAGGACGGGAAGAAGCUGACGCUUCUGGAGCUGGUGGAUUUCCUGCGGCAGGAGCAGCUGGAGGAGGAGGGCACGGAGGAGCUCGCUAUGGAGCUCAUUGACAAAUAUGAGCCCUCAGAGACAGCCAGGGCUCGCCACGCGCUGAGUGCUGAUGGGUUCCUCAUGUACCUCUGCUCCCCGGAGGGCUCCAUCUUCAAUUCUCAGCACCGGGCUCUGUGGCAGGACAUGACCCAACCUCUCUGCCACUACUUCAUCUCCUCCUCUCACAACACCUACCUGAUAGAGGACCAGAUCCGGGGUCAGAGCAGCAUUGAAGGCUACAUCAGGGCUCUGAAACGGGGCUGCCGCUGCCUGGAGGUGGAUUGCUGGGACGGGCCGAAUGGGGAGCCCAUAGUGUACCACGGCCACACCUUCACCUCCAAGAUCCCCUUCAGGGAGGUGGUGAGCACCCUGGGGAAGUACGCCUUCCAGGCUUCCGACUUCCCAGUGAUCCUGUCCCUGGAGAACCACUGCAGCAUGGAGCAGCAGGAGGUGCUGGCCCAGCAGCUGAAGGACAUUCUGGGGGAGCAGCUCCUCACCGCCACCACCGACGGGCGCGUCCCCACCCAGCUCCCAUCCCCAGAGGAGCUGAAACACAAGAUCCUGCUGAAGGGGAAGAAGAUCGGACGGCUGGAGGAUACGCUGGAUGGCCCAGGGGAUGAGGCACCCGAUGUGUCUGAUGACGACAAUGGGGCAGAGGCAGAGGAGGAGAAGCGGAGGAUGAAGAAGGACAGGGAGAGCCUGGCACAGGCGUUGUCUGACUGCGUUGUCUACUGCAAGAAUGUGUCCUUCCGGGGUUUCCAGGAGGCCCGCAACCACUCCCGGCCUUCUGAAAUCUCCUCCCUCUCUGAGGCGAAGGCCAGGAAGCUCAUCCGGGAUGCAGGGAAUGAGUUUGUCCGGCACAACACCUGGCAGCUGACACGCAUCUACCCCAGCGGGAUGCGGACAGACUCCUCCAAUUACAGCCCCCAGGAGAUGUGGAACGCAGGAUGUCAGAUUGUGGCCCUGAACUUCCAAACAGCUGGCAUGGAGAUGGACCUGUGUGAUGGGCUGUUCAGCCAGAAUGGCCACUGUGGCUACGUGCUUAAACCACCCUUCAUGAGAGAUGAAGGGACCCUCUUCAAUCCCAAUGAUCCCAGCACCUGGCAGGGCACUGGCCCCGUCACCUUGACAAUCCAGGUGAUUAGCGGACAGCAGCUGCCCAAAGUGGCCAACACGAAGGAUGGAGCCAUCAUUGACCCCCUGGUACGCGUGGAGAUCCAUGGGGUGCCUGCAGACCAGGCACACCAGGAGACCAAGUACAUUGAGAACAAUGGGUUUAACCCCCACUGGGACGAGACCCUUCAGUUCCAGCUUCACGUGCCCCAGCUGGCCCUUGUCCGCUUUGUGGUGGAGGAUUAUGACAAGACCUCCAGGAACGAUUUUGUGGGACAGUUCACCCUGGCCUUUGCCAAUAUCAAACCUGGAUACCGCCACAUCCAUCUCCUCUCCAAGGAUGGCACCAGCAUCCCGCCCUCUUCGCUCUUUGUCCACAUCCGCAUCACUGAGCCGCCUGGCCCUGAGCAAGACUGAACCCACAGUGCCAGCGGGACCUGGAUAGAAGC